Spinacia oleracea (spinach) is the source of this 480-nucleotide messenger RNA. RefSeq lists its product as uncharacterized. Lineage: Eukaryota; Viridiplantae; Streptophyta; Magnoliopsida; Caryophyllales; Amaranthaceae. The coding region runs from base 1 to 480 and encodes 159 amino acids. The record is from RefSeq and is a predicted model, not a curated record. The transcript is spliced from 2 exons.
AUGUUAUUACAAGCGCUUACGGCGUCACAGAAACCAGACCUGAAGAAAGACCUGGAUGGCCUAGCUUCCAAGGGGCACCUGAAGAACUAUCUCCAAAGAAGCACCCACAGCACGGGAAAAAACCAGUACAAGAAAAACAAGUCACCUGUCUCAGCCACAGAAGGAAAUCAUAGCGAAGGGGGAUUUGUAGCCGUCAUAUCAGGAGGACCAGCUGCUGGAGGAUCCACCAUGAGGGGACAUAAAGAUUAUGCCCACCGUCUAGGUCAAGUAAUGUUAUCAGGGAAGUCACCAGUGGAUCCAUUCCCUCGGAUAGAAAUAUGUGAAUCAGAUGGAGGACGUGUAGCCACUCCGCAUGACGACCCUCUUGUGGUCGAGAUCAAAAUCUCCAACAUGAGAGUAAAGCGCAUCCUGAUAGAUACAGGAAGUUCAUCUGAUAUAAUGAGCAUGAAGUGCCUAAGCCAUCUAGCUCACGACCCUUAG